AUGAUCUUUAAAAGGGAGUGGGAUAUUCGCAUGAAGAAAACGCUUGGAAAAUGGAAAGAUAAACCUACAAAUGGAAGAGACUUCUUCACGAAGGAAAAUCCAAAGAACCAAAGAAAGCAUGCCCAUCUGCUAACUACAAUGAUAAACGGCAAUACUGAAGAAUGGGAUUCUGUCAUGCUCUUCUACUCUAUCCUUUACUCAGAGAGUCUUGGAUGCGGAAUUAGUGCAGAAGUCCGCUCAGCGGUGGAUGAACUCAGAAAGCUUCGCAACAAAUUUGCUCACAUUGCCCAGGCCCAGGUCUCAGAUGCAGACUUCUCUUCUCUCUGCAACAGAGUUAAUAGUGCUUUUCAGUCACUCGGUCUCUCUACUCGUCCGCUGAUCAGAGAAGAGGUUUAUUUUGCAAGUGCCAGGGUAGAAGAAAUGGUGAAUUUUCAGUUUCUUGCAGGUAAAAGUUAAGUUGUUUGAGCUUUCACAGAGCCCUUUCACUCCGGCAGUCAAUAUGGAGGGAGAAUGUGUUGUUCUAUCUGUGGAUAAAAUCGUUUGGUGUGGCCAUGUUAAUUAACUGAAGCAGUACUCUCAUACGGUACUUUAGGUUUUUAUAAUUUUACAAAAUCAAAUUUCGAAUUUUUCUCAAAUUUUCAUAUUGGCCCACUGUUAGGAAUGAAAUGGUUUAUUAGGAGGUUUCUUUUUCUUUUUUGAUAUAAUCAGUACAAUGUAAAACCGUAUACAGCAUUUUUUGAUUUAUAUUCUUUACCAUAAUUUACAAAUAAAGUCGCAGUUUUAUUUUGUCAAGGUCGGUAACAAGAUUGGUAAUACUAUUCUUUAUCGUUUCGUUCGUAACGGAUUAUACUUGCACAAAUAAACAUAAAUUACAAAUACAAAAAGAAAAUAAACAAAACAAACAAAAAUAGCUUGUAAAAAGGGGAAAAACUCAUUACAAAUCAGCACGUAACAAAAAAUCAAGGAAGUAAGAGUCCUAUUUCCCAAAGAAAUUUCUCUGAAUGUUUAGUGUUUCAGUUAGAAGUGUAAGAAAACUGUCCAAAAGUAGCGAUUGGUUAUUAGUCCUUUAUUAUAUUAUUGUCGAAACCUCCAUAUACAAUCGUACUGUUUGAUAAUGUGAGUUUCUUCAAUUUUCUUGGUUCACCAGUUCUUCCAAAAGGCUAUAGCUAAGGAACAGAGUGAUUUAGGACUGUGUAUUAUACGUGCCGAAUCUCUGACUGGGUACAUUCUUUUGCAUAAUGCUCAUAACUAUUUUUAUUUUUGUAAUUGACUUAAAUCCAACGACAUAUUCUUAAAAACCAGCUAGCGUUGGCCAUAAUAUUUUGAUUCUGCUUUCAUAUUAUAUGAAGAAUUAUGCAAUGCGAAGAGGGUGCUAUCCACCUAGGCUUCGUCGAUUUGAAUAAUUCUUCAUAUCAUACGAAAGCCGAAUCCAAUAAAUGCUAAUGUCCUAUUGUUCUUCGUUUUUAUCCACAGAAUGUUCAACGGAACAACUCAACUACGUCAAGCUGUGUUACCUCUUAUCUGAUGUUGUGACCAAGGGACUGAGAAUGAUCUUUAAAAGGGAGUGGGAUAUUCGCUUUAAGGAAACGCUUGGAGAAUGGAUGGAUAAACCUAGAAAUGGAAGAGACUUCUACUUAAAGGAAACUCCAAGGAACCAAGUGAAACAUGCCCAUCUACUGGCUGCAAUGAGGAACGGCAACACGGAAGAAUGGGACAUUACCAUGCUCUGUUAUGCCAUUUUGUUUUCUAACAGUAUUAGCCUCUCGUUAAGUCCAGCUGUUAAGUCACAAAUGGAAGUUCUGAGAGAGAUUCACAAUGAGACAGUGCACAGCUCACUUGCUAACCUGUCAGUGGCGAAGCUUCAAGACAUAUUUCAGAAAGUUCAGCUCGCUUUUGUAUGUCUUGAUCUUUCGACGCAACCAAUCCAAGACCUUGAGAAACAAACGUUUCAAUUUGAGCCGAAAGAGGGAAGUUACAAUGAAAAACAGCAGCUGGAAAAACAGGUGGAAGAUCCUGAAUUCGAGGACCAAAGAGAUAUUUCCUCAUUUUGCCGGCUUCCAUUAAAACCUCCACUGGACAUUAUAGGUCGAGAAAGUGAUAAAGACAAAAUUGUUCAAGAACUUAAGGAGCUAAAGAAGAACAAUGAAGGCGGCCUAACUUGUCUAAUCAUAUCAGGAAGGCCUGGAAGUGGCAAGUCGCAGCUUGCAAGACAAGUAGCUGAGAGUUUUUACUACGAAGCUACAAAAAUCAACGACGCCCGUGCGUUUGUUAUGUCGCUGAAUGCUGAAAGUUCUGAGAGCCUUUUGGAAUCGUUCACCUCAUUUGCCCAACACGUCAAGUGCUCAGAAAUUGAAGUUAACAAGAUCCUUGCUUUGGAGAAUAGAAAAUGCCAUGAGAAAAUAACCAUGCUAAAGUAUCUGAUCGAGAAAAGAAUCCAACUUUACACGACAUGGCUCUUGAUCAUCGAUAAUGUGACCGGUCUCUGUAACAUUCUUAUGUCAUUGCCAGAGGCUGGAAAUGCGUUGUGGAAAACAGGACAAAUGCUAAUCACAACCCGUGACACCGUCUCUGAACUGCCCGACGAUACUUUCACGUCUCACAUCUCAAUGAACAAAGGAAUGGAGCCCAGUGAUGCUGUAUCUUUAAUGACCGCGGUCUCCGGUACUGGUGACAAAGAAAUGCUGGAAAAAGUGGCAAAGGAACUGAAUUAUCAGCCCCUUGCUUUGGCGAAUGCAGCGACCUGCGUCAAACAAGAUUGUCAGAGCAAUAAGGAGCCUAAUCUUGCCUGGACAGAGAUCCUUAAUGCACUGAGAACAGACAAGGAAAUGGAAUCCGGUUCUGGUGAUAUUUCUACGCCCGAGUCGAGUAUCCUCAAAUCCACGGAUGUAGUAGUACGUCGAGCAGUUGAAACACUGAUGAGUACAAACGAAGUCAUAAAGCAUGUCUUAACCUUCCUGUCCUUUUUCAAACGACACGUCUUUGAUUUAGAUACCUUAAUCACUUACUUCCGGAUUGUAGAAGAACUUCAGGAUAAAGAAGAGGUUAGGAAGAAGAACGAGUCCCAGAUUAAAGCAUGUCCACUUCUGUUGCUUGGAGAAGAUGCAAAUAACGUUAACAUUGGUAUUCAUCAAGUUGUGUUGAAUGGCAUUAAGUCGACACUCGAAAAGCAUUCGAUUGCUGAUAGCCAGCUUCUUGCUGCUUUUAAGUUAUCUAGCCAAAUGCAAAUUGAUCCUCUUGAGGAGAGUCGGGACGAGUUCGAUUUUGAGGAU
This is a messenger RNA of Porites evermanni, 3269 nucleotides long. NCBI's taxonomy places the organism in Eukaryota, Metazoa, Cnidaria, Anthozoa, Scleractinia, Poritidae. The record is from the annotation of a GenBank genome assembly.